AUGGCCACCACCAUUACCAACAAGAAAGAGAUAGAUGAUGAUCAUCAUCAUCAAGAACAAAAACUGAAGCAUCUUGGGUUUGUGAGAAUUGCUGCUAUUCAUGCUUUUGUUUGCAUGUCGAGUCUUUAUGAUUAUGCAAAACAGAAUUCGGGAUCUUUGAGACCUGCUGUUGGAACCGUUGAAGGUACUGUUACUACAGUUCUCGGUCCUGUUUAUCACAAAUUCAAGCCUCUUCCUCAAGAUCUCCUCCUUUUUCUCGACAAUAAGGUGGAUGAAGCAACCAACAAAUUCGAUGAGUGUGCUCCGCCUUUUGCGAAGCAAGUAGUGAACCAAGCGAAGGGUUUGAUUCAAGAAGUAACACACAAAGCUGAUAAAGUAGUGAAUGAGGCACAAUCUGGUCUCAACCAUUAUGCACUAUUUCAUGCAGUAGCAGAGUUGGCAAUUCCAACAGCUGCACGUUGGUCAGAAAAGUACAACCAUGUUGUUAAGAACAUUAGUGGAAAGGGCUAUGCUGUGUCUGGAUAUUUACCUUUGAUUCCUGUUGAUCUGUUGAUGAAAUAG
Molecule: messenger RNA, 561 nt
Organism: Vicia faba (fava bean)
Lineage: Eukaryota; Viridiplantae; Streptophyta; Magnoliopsida; Fabales; Fabaceae
Source: the annotation of a GenBank genome assembly